This is a messenger RNA of Seminavis robusta, 1755 nucleotides long. The record is from the annotation of a GenBank genome assembly. Lineage: Eukaryota; Bacillariophyta; Bacillariophyceae; Naviculales; Naviculaceae.
AUGUCUGCCUUUUUGGUACCAUCAUCUUCCUCUUGCUGGAGUCCUCUCUUCUUCCUCAUUGCUACUGCAUCAUUAUUUUGUUUUCAUCAAGAUGCUUCGGUGCAAGGUUUUAUCAGUCCAUCUUCUUCUCUCAAGCCCAAGCGAAGCCCAACGCCUUUCAUCCCAUCGGUAGCAUCCACCAAAGACAAUGAAAAAGUAGCUACAACAACAAGUCAGGAAUACACUAUUGAGACGGUGAAAGGUCCUUUUCAACCAGCUAAGAUUGCUCACGUAUGGGGCAGACAACCAAUCUUGAUACGACAUGCCUUUGAUGCAUCGACUCUCCUGUCGGACAACACUUGGCCCGCAUGGGAAGACAUGAUCUCAUGGGCAACCGCUGGGGCUGCUGAAGAGGAAGAUGAACCAUAUUAUAGUCAAGAUGAAGAAUCAAUUGACACGAAAGAAGAAGAUGAUGACAACUUUCAGUUUCAUGAUGAAGAAGACUUAUUCUUUCAAUAUGAGGAUGAUGAAGAUGACGGGGUAUCAUCAUCGCCAUCAGAUUCUGUGUUGAGCCGUCUCAUUCGUCAAAAAGACACGGAACGCUUGGACUCGUAUUCUCUGGAAUUGGGACCCUUUUCACGAGAAUAUCUCCACAAUCUAAUCUACAACAAUACUACUGACGACAACAAAACCAAAAAGGACGCCUGGACACUUGUAUUGAAUGAUGUCGAUCGAGUACAUUCAGCACUCCUUUCAUGGAUGAAUCAAAUAUUUGAUCACACUUGGUUGCCGCGGUGGAGACGAGACGAUGGACAAAUCAGUAUGGCGCAAAAGGGAGGUGGCAUUGGUCCUCAUGUCGACAACUACGAUGUCUUUUUGAUUCAGACCAGUGGAACACGACAAUGGGUGCUGGGGGCAUCAUCAUUCGAUGAAAAGUUGACAGCCCAGCAAGAAAUGGACGCACUGAUUCCUGGAUUGGAUGUACGCAUCUUGGACUUGCCACAACAACAACAAUACUGUGCCAUUCAAAUGAACCCCGGUGACAUGCUGUACCUGCCUCCUCGGGUGGUGCAUUGUGGAACGGCCCUUUCCGACGAUUGCAUGACACUCUCUGUGGGAUGCCGUGCCCCGUCGGCUUCCGAACUGGUCUCGCGAGUGGCAGAGAAAGUCGCCUACAGUCUUUCCGAAACAGCCGUCAAACGAUACACUGAUUUCAAUCUGCUGCAUCAGGAGGAUGAGUCGGCAACUUCUAAUGCAACAACCAGCAGUCAUGGUGCAUCAAUUACUCCGGACGUCAAGCACAGGAUGAAACAGCUCGUGCGAGACGCUGUCGACGAGAUUCUGGAUCAUGAUCUCCUGUGGGAUGAAAUUGUGGGAUGUCUGGCGACAGAACCCAAGCGGCCCUUGUGGCUGGAGGAACCACAAUGCGAUCGUGAGGAAAAUGAGAGUGAAAUCGAUCAAGAUAUCCAACACGUGUUGAGUGGAGUGGGCACAUUGUGUCUGGUGGAGGGAGUCUCGGUUGCCACGAGCAUUGUCGAUUCCAACAACGAGGGUCUCGUACCAACUUACCGGGUCUUUGCCGCUGGACAAUUGUUUGCAUGGAAAGGCAGCGACCAGAAUGAACCGGUUUCGCAAGCUAUUCUGUCAUGUUUGGCCAGUGGUGAACCCUUGACAAAACAGUCGUUGGGAGAAACAAAAGUUGUGCCACCGGAAGCAUUGACUGUUUUGGCUGAUUUGAUGAGUCAAGGCUACCUCUACUUUCAAGUGGACGACUGA